GCUGCUAAACUUUGCUCUUCCUUACUCACACCCGGAGUCGCAAGACAGACAGAGGCUUCUCACAAACGAGGACUAGAACUCAGGCAAAAUGGUCAAAGUUGGUAUCAAUGGAUUCGGCCGCAUCGGUCGCCUGGUGACCCGUGCUGCUUGCACCUCCAAGAAGGUGGAGAUUGUGGCCAUCAAUGAUCCUUUCAUCGACCUGGAGUACAUGGUCUACAUGUUCAAGUAUGACUCCACUCACGGCCCUUACAAGGGUGAGGUCAAGAUGGAGGGUGACAAGCUGGUGAUUGAUGGACAUAAAAUCAGCGUUUUCCAUGAGAGGGACCCCGCCAACAUCAAAUGGGGUGAUGCUGGUGCCCAGUACGUUGUUGAGUCUACUGGUGUGUUCACCACCAUUGAGAAGGCUUCUGCUCACUUGAAGGGUGGUGCCAAGAGAGUCAUCAUCUCUGCUCCCAGUGCUGACGCUCCCAUGUUUGUGAUGGGUGUCAACCAUGAGAAAUAUGACAAUUCACUCCCAGUUGUCAGCAAUGCUUCCUGCACAACCAACUGCCUGGCUCCCCUGGCCAAGGUCAUCAACGACAACUUUGGCAUCGUUGAGGGCCUGAUGAGCACAGUUCAUGCCAUCACCGCCACACAGAAGACUGUGGAUGGUCCCUCCGGCAAGCUGUGGAGAGAUGGCCGUGGUGCCAGCCAGAACAUCAUCCCCGCCUCUACUGGUGCAGCCAAAGCUGUUGGCAAAGUCAUUCCAGAGCUCAAUGGCAAACUGACCGGCAUGGCCUUCCGUGUCCCAACCCCCAACGUGUCAGUGGUUGACCUGACAGUCCGUCUUGAGAAACCAGCCAAAUAUGAUGACAUCAAGAAGGUUGUGAAGGCUGCAGCUGAUGGACCCAUGAAGGGCAUCCUGGCAUACACAGAGGACCAGGUGGUCUCCACAGACUUCAACGGCGACUGCCACUCCUCCAUCUUUGAUGCUGGCGCCGGCAUCGCCCUCAAUGACCACUUUGUCAAGCUGGUCUCAUGGUACGACAACGAGUUUGGAUACAGCAACCGUGUUUGCGACCUUAUGGCCCACAUGUCCUCCAAAGAGUAAACCAACCAACCAAUCUGCUGCCAGUGCACUUUGCCACAUUACCCACAUCCUCCUGAAUCCAGAGUUACACAUGUGCAAUAAGACAUUGUGUUGUUUGUGACUCUGCCUGGUUACUAUCAGAUGGUCGACCCUCAUAAGAUGCCUGAGAAAAGACCCAAAAAAGAGCAAACAAAAGAAUCCAAAUUGGUGACCAAUUACUUUUUUUUGUAUUUUCUUAACUCCCUGUUCUGUUCUUGUGAGAUGGAGUGAAGGUGUGAGACUUGUCUUUCUGUAGUGUUGAAGUACUGCAGUCAGACAUGGAAUAAAGUCCUCCGUGAGA
Molecule: messenger RNA, 1409 nt
Organism: Labrus bergylta (ballan wrasse)
Lineage: Eukaryota; Metazoa; Chordata; Actinopteri; Labriformes; Labridae
Gene: gapdh
Product: glyceraldehyde-3-phosphate dehydrogenase
Biological process (GO): glycolytic process; glucose metabolic process
Cellular component (GO): cytosol
Molecular function (GO): NADP binding; glyceraldehyde-3-phosphate dehydrogenase (NAD+) (phosphorylating) activity; NAD binding
Source: RefSeq, a predicted model, not a curated record